Molecule: messenger RNA, 1126 nt
Organism: Momordica charantia (bitter melon)
Lineage: Eukaryota; Viridiplantae; Streptophyta; Magnoliopsida; Cucurbitales; Cucurbitaceae
Product: gamma-secretase subunit APH1-like protein
Biological process (GO): positive regulation of catalytic activity; protein processing
Cellular component (GO): membrane
Source: RefSeq, a predicted model, not a curated record
AGAUUCAUGUUAAACUACGGAAAUUUGUUUGAGAUGAAAAUUUUGGUGUCGAAAUUGGGAAGGUCGCAGCGGCAGCACCCACAGGGCUGAGCCCGAGCGCGAAGGAAGAAGAAGGCGAUGACAGUAGCAGCAGGGAUCGGCUACACUUUGAUUGCGUUGGGCCCUUCUCUCUCCCUCUUCGUCUCCGUCAUUGCCCACAAGCCCUUCUUGAUUCUCACUCUCCUCUCAAGCACCCUGUUAUGGCUGAUUAGUUUGAUCUUGCUGUCUGCACUAUGGAGGGGCUUUCUUCCACUGAACUCAACAAUAUUGUGGCCUCAUGCAGUUCUUAUAUCGACAUCAGUCGUUUUUCAAGAAGCGCUACGGGUUCUUUUCUGGAAGGUCUACAGGAAAUUAGAAGAUACGUUAGAUGCCUUUGCUGACAGAGUUUCAAAGCCACGUCUAUAUUUGACAGAUAAGAUGCAGAUUGCUCUAGCUGGGGGUUUGGGUCAUGGUGUAGCCCAUGCUGUGUUUUUCUGUCUUAGCCUUUUAACACCAUCGUUUGGUCCCGCGACUUACUUCGUUGAUAGGUGCUCCCAGCUACCAUUUUUUUUUGUUUCUGCUAUCGUUGCCCUUGCAUUUGUUACAAUCCAUACUUUCUCUAUGGUCAUUGCAUUUAAUGGAUAUUCUGAGGGGAAGAAAGUGGAUCAGUAUUUUGUUCCAGUCAUUCAUCUUGCUGCAGGAAUGGUGACGCUAGUAAACUUUGCAUCUGGAGGUUGUGUAAUUGGUAUACCUCUCCUAUAUAUCAUGGCAAUUCUAACAUUGAUUCACUGUGGGAAAAUGGUUUGGAGAAGAUUGAUGGAAAACCGAAAUCGACAGGGUAACCGAUGAUGAACUCAUCUUCUGCAGUAAUAUUGCUAACUCAGCAUCUCGAAGGCGUCUUGAAGAGAACAUCUAUUCCCGCAGGUGCAAUAUCCUUGUUUGCUUCAUCUACUAUUCAUCUGGGUAAUUGCUAGUGAAACACCCAUAUUUUUGUAAGAACACGACAAACAUGACUUUGUGGCCUACGAAAAUGCCAUUACAUUUCUUCUGAACAAGAAUAGAGUAUUAACAUGAUAUCAGAUUUCAUCAAGUUUUGAUUGCAUUUCUU